CCUAAAAAUCUGAAGAACCCUAAAUCUGGGCAAGGAUGCUUAUGUGCGUCCUUUUCGCGAAUUCCUCCGGCAAUGUGCUGCUCGAGAGAUUUCAUGGAGUUCCCGGCGAGGAGCGCCUUCACUGGAGAUCAUUCCUGGUGAAGCUCGGCACGGAUAAUCUCAAGGGCGCUCGCGACGAGGAAUCCUUUGUGGCGUCUCACAAAUCCGUCCAUAUCACUUACACUGUGAUGGGAGAGAUAUGGAUCUUCACGGUGGGAAAGGAUGAAUACGACGAACUUACGUUGGUGGAAGUUCUAUUCUCGAUCACUUCCUCCGUGAAAGAUGUGUGCAAGAAAAUCCCGACUGAGCGAGUUUUUCUAGACAAGUACGGGAAGAUUUGCUUGUGCCUGGACGAGAUCGUCUCCCAGGGAAUGCUAGAACACACUGACAAAGAUCGCAUACGAAGGCUCAUCAGGCUCAAGCCUAUAGCUGAGAGCUAAAAGACUAGCCUAGCUCGAAAUCUAUAUUGAUUGAUUUCUCCCAGAUCUUAUGAGUGUCAACAAUGGUCGAGGAAAUCUUCGUUUGUAUUUUCUGCGAAGAAUGUAGUUCUUUGUUACAUUCGAUCAAUUUUUACAGCUUGUUCAUGGAA
Selaginella moellendorffii is the source of this 628-nucleotide messenger RNA. RefSeq lists its product as uncharacterized. Gene Ontology annotation, cellular component: COPI vesicle coat. The transcript is spliced from 5 exons. Bases 36 to 479 code for a protein of 147 amino acids. NCBI's taxonomy places the organism in Eukaryota, Viridiplantae, Streptophyta, Lycopodiopsida, Selaginellales, Selaginellaceae. The record is from RefSeq and is a predicted model, not a curated record. Gene Ontology annotation, biological process: intra-Golgi vesicle-mediated transport; retrograde vesicle-mediated transport, Golgi to endoplasmic reticulum; intracellular protein transport.